AUGUUUAUUGGUGAUAGAGGUUUCACUCGGUGUAAAGGUAAAUGGAAUUUAUAUACACUUGAUUCUAUAUGUAAAGGUGAAACACAACUACCAGCAACAAAAGCCAACCAAAUCAGAUGCAUAAUUCGAAUUCCUAAUGCUAUUGAAAGAGGUUUUGGCAGAUUAAAGCAAUGGAAGUUUAUUGACUCCGUGGCUAAUACGGAAUAUAUACCAAUUAUAUAUACAAUUAUGAAGAUAUUAUGUGCUGUUGAUAAUGCUUUUUUUUGCAAUCUUGUGGAAGAUAGUGAUGAAGCCUAUGCAAAUGCUAAAGUUAUUAUAAGUAACUUAGAGUUAGAAAAUAAAGUCAUGUUAUUAGAAGCAGAUACAAUAGGUUGGAGAAAAUCUAAUACAAGCGAUAUUAGCACUAUCAUUCCAUUAUAUGAUUAUAAUGAUAUCAAGAAAUUCAGCAGUGAAUAUUCAAUACGAGUAGCACAUGCAUAUUUAGGACACAUUCAACAACAAUGGACAAUGUACAUCCACUAUGACUAUUCAUCAACAAUCAAAAUAAAAAAUAUUGUCUCAAGGUACAAGACAACUGACAACCCAAAGAAACAUACUGUAUGGAUACGUUUUGGACAAAAUAAACUUGAUGAUACCGCUUCAUCUUGUACUUCCAAGAGUGGUUUGCGUACUGCAGGUGGCAGUUGCUCUCAUGCAUUAUUCAUCAAUGCUUUAGAUUGUGCUACAUAUAAAGAGAGAAAUAAAAUCAAACAUCCAUCACCAGAAGAUGAUAAAGCAAUCAAUCAAACCAAAAACUUAACAUCAUUAGAUGAAGAAUUAAUUGAUGACGAAUCAGAAAAUGAUGAUGAAUCAAUAACCGGCAAUGAAUUAAAUAGUGAUACAACAACAGAUGAUGAAUCUACAGCUGAUACAACAACAGAUAAUGAAUCUCCAGGUGCGACAACAACAGUUGAUGAAUUUACAAGUGAUACAACAAUAGAUGAUGAAACAACUGAUGAUAAAUUAAUAGAUGGUUGUCAAUAA
Molecule: messenger RNA, 1023 nt
Organism: Rotaria sp. Silwood2
Lineage: Eukaryota; Metazoa; Rotifera; Eurotatoria; Philodinida; Philodinidae
Source: the annotation of a GenBank genome assembly